CCUCUCUGCCGAAUUCCAAGCUCGAGCCCUAUUUUGGAGCUAAGCCAGUUGGAGCAGGAAGCAUUUCCCUCCAGGAGCGGGUGAGAGGCACUGAGCGAGAAUUAAGUAGUUCUCGGUUGCAUUGGUGGUGAUGCUGAGCGCAGAAGCCAAUAUGCCAGUGUCAAGAAUGCGCAUGAGGCCCUGGUUAGAAAUGCAGAUUGAUUCCAAUCAAAUACCAGGACUGAUAUGGAUUAACAAGGAUAAGAGGAUAUUUCAAAUCCCAUGGAAACAUGCAGCUAAGCAUGGCUGGGACAUGGAGAAGGAUGCCUGCCUUUUCCGGAGUUGGGCCAUUCAUACAGGAAGGUAUAAAGAAGGUGAGAAAGAUCCUGAUCCAAAAACCUGGAAGGCAAAUUUCCGCUGUGCCAUGAAUUCCCUGCCUGACAUUGAAGAAGUGAAGGAUAAAAGCAUCAACAGGGGCUCCAGUGCUGUCAGGGUUUACAGGAUGCUGCCACCCUUGACGAAGCAUCAGAAGAAAGAAAGGAAGUCAAAGUCUUCAAGAGAAGUAAGAAACAGGAGCAAGAGAAAGUGUUAUGAAGAGACAAGGCUGAAAGAGUCAGCAGAAAGCUUAACCAACACUCCUUUGCCAGAUGACCACAGUGGCUACACCAUUCAUAACUAUGCAGGGCAGGAAGUGGAGGUGGAGAGCACAGCCAUCACCUUAGACCUGUCCUCCUGCAAGGUGAGCGGCUCCCUGACUGAUUGGAGGCCAGCAAUGGAAGUCACCAUGGCUGACAGCACCAACGACCUCUACCAGCUCCAGGUGUCUCCCCUGGCUUCAUCCUCUGAAGUCACAGAUGAAGAUGAAGAGGAAAUAAAUCCAGAUAUUUUUAAGCUGCUUGGACCAGCCCAAGACUGGCACAACACUAGCAUUGGGGGCAAAGGCUUUCUCACCAACGAAUCAGGCAGCCAGACCCUGUGCAGCACCUACAGCUACAAGGAGCAGGACAUGGACAUUGACACAACGUCAGGAGAGGUGGAUUUCAGGUUCUUUGACCAGAAAAGCAGUCUAGACUUCUCCUGGCUGGAUACAGUGAGGCCAACUAUGCAAGUGAUUCCCUGUGGAUUGUAAACCCUUGACUUCCUCCAACCACAAACUGCUCUUGGAUAGAAACUUCAACAAUCUUGGAAAGAAUGGAAGAAAAUUUUUGUUACUGACUCAAGGAAGAAAGUAGCUUUUCUGUUUGGUUUCAGUUGUAGCCUGGAAAGGUUAGCAUGAAAAACACCAUUUUCAGUGUAUAAAAGGAACCCCACCUCACUAGUAGGACUCUGGCACUGCAGGUGCUCAUCUGCAGCUCCCACCUUAUUGCUCUGGAGGUGAAGCUUUUGCUGGAAGGUGUUGCUGUACCAUGGAGUCUGACCUGGUGGGGUACCACAAGCCUAGGGAGCAGGUUACCAUCCUCCCCAUGUGUGGCAUGAUGAGCACUUUACCCACAGAGUACUUAGAGGAGACACUGCAGAUAAGUCUCUGACCUGUUAGUUUUGGUUGCUGCUUACCUGUGCAACACUGGUGACAUUGAGCUUAACAACUGUCAUUACACUUCCGCAGAAAAAUUGUCCUAAUGGGCUGUCUCUUCUUUGAUUUACUCUAUCAUAUAGUUCAUCUUUCAGACCUUUCAGACUCUGUACAUAGACCAUUUAAAUGUGAAAAUCUGAUUUAGGCUUUGCUUCCACCUUGUCUGUUCCCCAGGUGCACUCAUAGGAUGCUCUCUGCCAUAGGCAUGCCCUAUCCCUUUCCUCAUAGGAGUUCAAGAGCUGCUGCAUGAAACAAUUUUGCACUGAUAGGGGCAGAGCUCUUUAUUUUUACUAUGUCUUUAGCAAAUUCCUUCUGGCACUCUGUGGGGAUUCCUCCAGUACUUCACACAAGCUGUAACAUCCCACGGAUGCUCUGGAUCAGCAUGUGCUGGAUGGAAUUGGUUCCAGUGUGUGUGUGUGUGUGUGUGUGUGUGUGUGUGUGUGUGUGUGUGUGUGUGUGUGUGUGUGUGUAAUAGAUAGGAAUCAAAUCACUAAGCUGUAAUGGGCUAUUUUCUUGUACAUUUUAUUUUUGUAUAUAAAGUGUUGUAUAUUUGUUUUAAUAAAACGUUUUAU
This is a messenger RNA of Cinclus cinclus, 2124 nucleotides long. RefSeq names its product interferon regulatory factor 1 (gene IRF1). Gene Ontology annotation, cellular component: nucleus. The transcript is spliced from 10 exons. The record is from RefSeq and is a predicted model, not a curated record. Gene Ontology annotation, molecular function: RNA polymerase II cis-regulatory region sequence-specific DNA binding; DNA-binding transcription factor activity, RNA polymerase II-specific. Gene Ontology annotation, biological process: regulation of transcription by RNA polymerase II; immune system process. Lineage: Eukaryota; Metazoa; Chordata; Aves; Passeriformes; Cinclidae. The coding region runs from base 131 to 1108 and encodes 325 amino acids.